Molecule: messenger RNA, 1815 nt
Organism: Fimicolochytrium jonesii
Lineage: Eukaryota; Fungi; Chytridiomycota; Chytridiomycetes; Spizellomycetales; Powellomycetaceae
Product: CwfJ C-terminus 1-domain-containing protein-like protein
Exons: 8
Coding region: 1-1815 (604 amino acids)
Biological process (GO): mRNA splicing, via spliceosome
Cellular component (GO): post-mRNA release spliceosomal complex
Molecular function (GO): zinc ion binding; RNA lariat debranching enzyme activator activity; nucleic acid binding
Source: RefSeq, a predicted model, not a curated record
AUGUCGAGGCCGGUCAAAGCGUUGGUCGUCGGAGCGCUGAAUGGCAAAUUGCAAACAGCGUUCGGCAAGAUCAAUUCUAUCAACGCGAAGCACGGACCCUUCGACUUGGUGCUGUGCGUUGGUGACUUCUUUGGUUCAUCGGAGACGACCAGUGCGGAUGUGCAGGGUGUCCUCAGUGGAAGUUUGAAAGUUCCUCUACCCACGUAUAUUAUCACUGGAAGGGAGAAACUUCCCGCAGAAGCUCUUAACAAUGCCUCGAGCAACUUCGGCGAAAUCGCCGAGCAGCUGGUGUAUCUAGGCGCAAGCGGGAUAUAUAGCACCGCCGAGGGGCUGAAGAUUGCAUACUUGAGUGGAAGUUCAGGCCCUGCGGAGUCUGCGCGGAGCGAGCGAUUUUCAGAAGGGACCGUGCAAGCAUUAUGCGGAAAAGCACCAGGUGUUGCCUUGGGAGUCGACAUUCUCAUUACAACGGAGUGGGCGGAGGGCAUACUCAAUGGGUCGCCGGCAGGGGCGAAAGUGAGCGAAGGACAAGCAAAGGGAACGAACGCCAUUACGGAAGUAGCAGUGGCUCUGCAACCGCGCUACCAUUUUGCUGCUGGCGGAUUCUUUGAGCGUGAACCGUAUAGAAAUCGAGGAGGGGCGAGGCAUGUUACACGCUUCAUUGCCGUGGGGGACUUCGAGCCAGCAAACAAGAAGCAAAGGUGGUUCUAUGCGAUGAACAUUGUGCCCAUGUCCAAAAUCGAUCUGGUACAACUCGCCGCCGUUCCACCAAAUACUACGCCUUUGCCGUUCUCUUCUGCCGCUGCGGACGGCGGAAGGAAACGACCAGCGGAUGAGAUGUCGGACAGCUUUUUCUUCAAUUCAACGAGCUCGGAUGGGGGCCGGAAUAAGCGUCAUCAAGGCGAACGAAAACCGCCACCAUCGACUUACAUUUGCCACAAAUGCAAUGAGCCUGGACAUUGGGUUCAGGAUUGUCCACAAGGCGGCAGAGGGGCACCGCCGGCGGAGUACGAUUGUCCCGAAAAGCAACAACGACCCGCGGAAUUGUUGAAGAAACGAGAAGCUGGCCAAUGUUGGUUCUGCCUGUCGAACCCGCAAGUUGAAAAACACCUGAUCGUCUCCAUUGGAAACGAGGUCUAUCUCACCUUAGCAAAAGGCGGUCUAGUAGACUGGGGCGGGCACUUCUUGCUUGUUCCCAUCGCGCAUAACACAAGCACGCGUCAAAUGCAGACGUUGGAAGGGGAAGAGGGCGAGUCGGCACAAAAUGCCUUGAAAGAGAUGGAGGGAAUCAAGGAGAAGAUCAGGGAGCUUUACAAGGCGAGAGGGGAUGUGAUGGUGUGUUUCGAGAUGUUUGGCGGUGGGGCCGAGGGUGCACUGGCAGAUACUCUGCAGCACAUGCAUUUACAGGUGGUGCCAAUGUCCGACAAAUCACUUCCGGAGCUCGAAACCGCGUUCAUGAAAGAAGCCGAAGAAGAAGGUCUAGAGCUCAUCCCCAACGCCAACCUACCCGACUUAGAAUCCGACAUGUACUGUCGCGUGGAACUCCCGACAUCCUCCUCCACCCCCUCUGAAACGAAAAUUCUCGUCUUCCGUCCCUCCCCGGACCGCAUGGAGGAGUAUCAGCAACAGGUGGCCGAAGCAGAGCAAGCGGGAAGGCGGCACCCGCCGCGGAUCAUGAAUCUACAGUUUGGACGAAAAGUGCUGGCGGAGCUGAUGGGUGUUCCGCACGCUGCGGAUUGGAAGCGGAUGCUGUUGCCGAAGGAGGAUGAGGAGAAGUUGACGGGGAAGAUUAGGGAGCUAAUUGAUUUGGAUGCGUAA